Messenger RNA from Micromonas commoda, 552 nucleotides. RefSeq lists its product with no specific name. The transcript has a single exon. The record is from RefSeq and is a predicted model, not a curated record. NCBI's taxonomy places the organism in Eukaryota, Viridiplantae, Chlorophyta, Mamiellophyceae, Mamiellales, Mamiellaceae. Bases 1 to 552 code for a protein of 183 amino acids.
AUGAAGACCCGCAUCGCGUGCUACUUCGAUGUGCCCCGCCCCGAUAACAAGUCGGACGACAUCAACUGGGUCGACGUGCGCGCCCGCGAGCCCCGCGUCCGCCUCCAAAUCUUUCGACCGUUUCGCCUCCCUCCCAUCGCGCUCGAUCCGACUGACCCGAAGCAUCCACCGGGCCCCGUCCCCGUCCAACGACAACCCCAGAUCGACCUGAAGCACACCGACAUGAAGAAUGACCUCAAGCGCAAGGUGGCCGCCAAGACGGGCGUCCCGAGCUGGCGCCUCUCCAUGCGACUCGGACCCUUCCAGGAGGUGUACAUGUUCGACCGGGGCGCCAAGAACGGCAUCAUGCCGAAGACCUUCGGGAUCACGACGAUGGUCCACAGGCCGGAACUCGUCGGCAACGCGCGUUUCGACGCCUUAUACUUCGGCGCGUGGCCCAAAGACCUCCCCGACGAGGAGCCGAACCCGCUCGCGGACGGGUGGGGGCAGGAGUGGGAGGGACCCAACGGCGUCAAAGAGGCGCUCAAGCAGUACGAGAGGAAGAAGCGCUAA